This is a messenger RNA of Suillus subaureus, 1035 nucleotides long. RefSeq lists its product as uncharacterized. Bases 143 to 832 code for a protein of 229 amino acids. The transcript is spliced from 4 exons. The record is from RefSeq and is a predicted model, not a curated record. NCBI's taxonomy places the organism in Eukaryota, Fungi, Basidiomycota, Agaricomycetes, Boletales, Suillaceae.
GUCCGAGCCGGAGUGUUGGGGCCACCCCGAGCCGUCGCAUGCCAGCAUUUCAACCCGUGUCAUACCGACCUUAGGAAAUCACUCGAGUGAAACUUGGUCAGUACCGUAUUCGACGCAACAUAACAAGUUUUCUACAGCAGCCAUGUCAGACCCCGUUGCUUCGAACUCUAGCUCCCUAUGCAUGUACAUGAAGAACUACCCUGGUACACUGGUCGCAUAUGUCAAGUAUUUCGGGAAUAUCGACGACAAUGUGGUUCAUGUCGAGAUGUCUAACAUUGACUCAAAGGGCAUGACACUUCUGUAUAAGCUCCAGUCUGAACUCUCCGAGCCAGAGUCGAUUAGGGUACCGUUUAAUCCACCGCUUUCAAAAUAUGAUGAUGCCAAACCCCGCCUUUUGAGUAUGAAGACAGAGGCGCUUAAAGGUCUUGGUAUGCUCAAAGUUCCCCAAUUGACCACAUUCCGAUUUCCCCCCAAAGCUAUCAUGACACCAUUCAUUUUUCUUGCAUACUUUUAUCUUCUUGCACCCCCACCCCCUGGCACAACAUUCUUCUCUAUCCCCGCCACCAACGUGGAUGCGUUCUUCUCCCCGGCACACGCGUUUGGAGGCUUCACCGGUUUCGGGUUUUCUGUUCGAACUCUUGCUACGAUACUCGGUGUUAUUCACAGCGCUGAAGGGCUGUAUACCUUGUCGCUUUGUAGGCGUUUCGUAAAAGGCUCUGUAGUGACGGCUGCUUAUGUGGGCUGUAGUGUGUUGUUCGGAGUUCACAUAUGGAAAGACCUCAAAAAGCGUGUUGAGGAGAAACGUACUGAAGCCGCCACGAAGUUCGAAUGAUUGACAUGGAUCCUAUUUUUAACUCACACCGAAGCGGUCCGCGCGGUAUCGAGCUAUAGGCUAAGUAUUUGAAGUUUAGUUACUUAGGUAGGGGUCUGGGACACAUUUUUCUUGUUAUAAGGUUCAGGUGCCGAUCCCACCCCACGUCGAUUUACAUAAUAUCAGUAGAGUCACCACUCGACUUUACAAAUUGUCCAUGGUAG